AUGGUUACCAGAUAUACGGUUUUAUAUGAAGUGAGGUCAAUUGAUUGUCAGAGUGAGUGUGCGAUUUGUUCGCACUUUUUCCUGCUAAAAAUAGUUUCAGAAUUCUUAGGUGUUCAGAUAUCACACUAAAAUCGCCACUAUGUUUUAAGAUGUUUUAGUUUUCCAACAGCGUCCUAUGCCAUAAUAUGUACAACAACUUGUAGAACUCAUAUUGUGGUUAUUUGCAGAAAUAUCUUAAACAAUAUGUAAUAUGUUAAAAAGUUACUCUAUGUGAAAAUACGGAGUAUAUUUUAGAGUUGGGUGGCUUUUAAUGGAGGACGGCAAGGAAUUGGUGGACUGGGUCUAGAAUAAAGUUCUAAAGCCGUGUAAAUGAACAGUUUUUAUUUUAAGCUUGAUUAAGCACUCCUGCUCUUUUUUGUAGUAACAUAAUUAUCAUAGCGUCUCUUUUGUUUUGUGUUAUCUUUUAAAGAACUUAUCUCGUUAUCCACUAUUCUUGGCGGCCUUGAGGGCAAGUACCUCGUUAAGCUGAGUUCAUAUUUAGACCCAGUCCUUCGGAGUUCAGGUCGCAGCAGGUUUGUGAGGUGUUGGCACGGUAAGACAGAUGGUUGGGCGUCAUCAACAUUCCACAGUAACUGUGAUGGAAAGGGUCCCACUGUAACCAUCGUCCAAGUCGGUAGUUACAUAUUUGGUGGAUACACUGACAAGUCUUGGGGUGGUAUGUAUCAUUUCAGAACACAGCCUUAAUAGCGCAAAGAUGUUAGCGUUUUCAUGUGGACUGGAAAAACGAUUCAAAUUCGCUGGGUGUGGACGCACAUUUUUAUUUUAUUCUUCUUUUUUUUGGAAACACCGAGAUAAAUUUCUCUGCUUUCAAAAAUAUCCGGAUACCGUGUGGACUGGGCCUAAAACCAAAAAAGAGACACAAAAACGCCUUUUAUGUGUGAACGGAAGGCAGAAACGUAGAAAAAAAUAUUAUAUCCGGGUACGUGUGGAUAAAGCCUCCUAAGUAUUUUAAAGCAUAAGUCACAGACACCGCUAGCAUACAAGUAAGCCGCAUGGGCUGUAUUAUUUCGAAUUUUUUCUCCUGGGAUUAUUCUGUUUGUCUCUUAAAAGUUUUCUGACAAACGGUUUGAAAGUAUUGAAAUGCUUUCACACCAAGCAAUUUGUGAAAAGUUGUAAUGUCGAUGUAACAGAUUGUUAUUAAAUGGAUUUAAAUAAAAUAACUAACUAGUUGAGUAAAUGAAUACCAAAGCGAACAUGCCUGAAAUUUCAUUUUUUUUCUACAAGAGUUUACUAGUUGCUUUAUAAUGUACAGGACAGUACUUUUUGAAAACUUGACUUAUUUUAGGUGAGGACUGGUGUAUAACCUCGCUUUGUUAAUCGUUAUAGCAUAUUCUAUCAAAAAGGUUCUAAAGCGAAAAACAUUCAGCUUCGAACACAUAUUUAUAGCUGCCAUUGUCACUCUUGCUACUUAUUAAAAUGUUUUGAAUAAUUUAAAUGAAUGUUUAAAAUAUGUUUUUCCACAGGUUCUUGUCGUUCUGUCUAUUCAAGUAAAUCGUUCCUGUUCUCGCUAUAUAACAUCAAUGGCUACGCUCCUGUUAAGGUGAACAUCAAGUCAAGUCGUUACAGUAAAGCUAUUUACACAUGUUCUAGAUACGGACCAACCUUUGGUGAAGGACACGACCUGCACAUAUCGGGCAACGCUGCAAGCAAUCGCUAUCCCUACACCAACUGUGGCGGCUCCUACCCCCUCCCCCCUGGGUCCUCUGCGUCUCGUUCUUCCUGUAGAUUUUAUGCAGGUGGAUCCAGUAUGCACUUCACUCCCACUGAUGUUGAAGUGUUUUACGAGACAACAACUUAA
Messenger RNA from Porites evermanni, 1858 nucleotides. The record is from the annotation of a GenBank genome assembly. Lineage: Eukaryota; Metazoa; Cnidaria; Anthozoa; Scleractinia; Poritidae.